AUGACUCUCUGCGAAUUGCAGAAGAAAAGAAUAAAUGCAAUGGAAAUUAAUGAUUCAGAAACAAUAAACAUUAAAAGAAGGAGGGAACUGUUCAGCCAGAAGGCCAGAGGAAGAGACGCGAGGGGAGGAGGGAGACAACAAUUUAAAGAAAUAUCGAGUGAUUCUGAGAAUCAAUCAGAUGGUGCCGUAAACAAAAGGCAAAUCGGGGUAGAGGAAGAGGAAAAGGCGCACCAAAAGGAAAGGGAAGAGGAAAGACAUCCCAAAGCAGAACUCUUAUUACAAAUCUUGUUGACUUCUUGUUCUCGUGGAGCUACACCGAUCAAAUUAAGAGAAUCAAAGUGGUUUACGGGACCAGAUUUCUUAUGGAAUGCGGAACACGUAGUCAGAAAGGAAUUAUCGGAUACGUCUAAACCGUUAUUGAAUGACCCGGAAGUUAGAAAAAUUAAAGUAAUGUCUACAAGUACUUGUUUACCUCCUCCUGCGUCCAUACUUGAACGUUUAGAAUACUUUUCAGAUUGGAACAUAGCUAAACAUGCGACAGCUCUUUGCUUGAACCUGAGAAAUGCGUUGCUAGCAAAACGUCCGAAGGGAACCUGUUUAUCCGUUAACGUGGAAGACAUGCGACAAGCUGAACUUGAAAUUGUCAAAAGGGUUCAAGACACUUUCUUCAAGGAAGAAUUACUCAUAUUGCGUUCAUUUGAUUCUGAAGGACCGUUUGAAGCCAACGACUCAGCUAAAGUGCGAAACAAUACUAUGAAAAAGAAAUCGUCUUUGUAUAAACUUGAUCCCUUUCUCGACCAGGACGGCAUCAUCCGAGUUGGUGGCCGCAUCCGACGUGCUGAUCUGAGCAUUGAUUUGAAGCAUCCUAUUAUAUUACCUAGACAUUCUCACGUCACCGAGCUUAUCAUGCGCUAUUUUCACGAAAAAUCAUUUCACCAAGGACGUGAAAUUACUACGAACACAAUACGUUCACAUGGAUAUUGGAUAAUCGGAUGUAGUUCAGCUGUUUCGAACCUUUUGUCUAAAUGUGUUACAUGUCGAAAAUUGCGUAGCCAAACCCAAGUACAGAAAAUGGCUGAUAUACCGGUAGACCGACUAGAGACCGUGCCUCCAUUCACGUUCUGUGGUGUUGGUCUGUUUGGACCUUGGUUAAUUAAGGAGGGCCGCAAGGAACUUAAGCGGUAUGGAGUUUUAUUUACCUGUUUGUCAUCGAGAUUAAUUCAUAUCGAAACUGCUAACUCUUUAGAUACGAGCUCUUUCAUUAAUGCCUUGAGAAGAUUUGUGUCUAUCCGCGGACCCGUGAGGCAUCUUCGGUGUGAUCAAGGAACUAACUUUGUUGGAGCCGAAGGAGAAUUUACUAAGGCAAUGUCUGAAUUGGAUUUUGACCGAAUCCGUCAAUAUCUACUUGAACAAAACUGUGAUUUCGUACAAUUUAAGAUGAACGUUCCGUCUGCUAGCCACAUAGGUGGCGUUUGGGAAAGACCGAUACGUUCUGUCCGAAACAUUCUUUCAACUUUACUAUGUCAGCUAGGAACUCAGCUUGAUGAUGAGUCGUUGGGAACUUUAAUGUCUGAAGCAACAGCUAUAGUGAAUAGUCGACCACUUACGUUGGAAAACCUGAACGAUCCGCUUUCCGUUGAACCGUUGACACCAAAUCAUUUAUUGACUAUGAAAAGUAAAGUUUUUCUACCACCACCUGGAAACUUCAUGAAAAACGACGUAUAUUCCAGAAAGCGCUGGAGACGGGUUCAGUUUCUUGCAAAUGAAUUUUGGUGUCGUUGGAGGAAAGAGUUUCUUUCAAAUAUUCAGUCUAGGCAAAAAUGGAUCGCUCCGAAGCGAAAUUUAUCUGUUGGUGACAUUGUUAUGAUUAAGGAUGACAAUUUAUUGCGAAACAUGUGGAGACUAGGUCGAAUUUGCAAAACAUUCGUUGAUGAUGAUAAUUUAGUCCAAAAAGUAAGACUCGCAGUAGGAUCAACGAAUUUGGAUCGUAGAGGAGUCCCAUUAAUUCCUGAGAGAGAGAAAGAGAGAUUUUUAAAUUUGUUUAAUUAA
Messenger RNA from Mytilus trossulus (common blue mussel), 2049 nucleotides. RefSeq lists its product as uncharacterized. The record is from RefSeq and is a predicted model, not a curated record. Gene Ontology annotation, biological process: DNA integration. NCBI's taxonomy places the organism in Eukaryota, Metazoa, Mollusca, Bivalvia, Mytilida, Mytilidae. Gene Ontology annotation, molecular function: nucleic acid binding. The transcript is spliced from 5 exons. The coding region runs from base 1 to 2049 and encodes 682 amino acids.